CACAAUUCUCAACGGCCAAACCAACCCCCAGCAAAGGUCAAAAUCCUACGCCCCACAUAUAGCCCACAUAUUGCCCCUCUCUCUCUCUCUCUCUCUCUCUCUCUCUCUCUCAUCCCCAUGGCCGCCUAGAAGACAGAAGAGUAAAGCAAAGCAACAACGACCCGCUCCUCCCUCCCUUAAACUCACACGACUCCUCGAAAAGUCUCAGCCGUCCACACACUAAUCCACAUUCCGCCGCCCUUUUAACCUCUUCUCGCCUCUCUGCUUGGCCAAACUCCAUUAGAAGCUCCUUGCUUUUUCCAACCCCGCCCACCCUUCUCUCUCUCUCUCUCUAGAACUUGGAUUGAGCUAAAGAAAAAGUCAUUUUACGAUCUGGGUUGUUGAUUUUGGAGCUUGUAAGUUGAAAUACAAUGGGAGUUAGUAAAUGGGAAAGAGUGAAGCUAUUGCUGGGGCUGAAGCUCUGCGUCUACGUUCCCAGGAACAACGACGGUUUGCCGCCUCCAUCGGAUAGUAUCUCCGGCGCCGCUCUGCUUCCGGCGGCGGCGUCUCCGGCUACGACGCCGUCGUCCCGUUGGUCGAAGCUGUCUGCGAGUUUUAGCAGAUCGUCUACGAAUACCUGCUCAAUAUGUUUGGGAACAAUGAAAUGCGGAGGUGGCCACGCCAUUUUCACUGCGGAAUGCUCCCAUUCCUUCCAUUUUCACUGCAUAGCUUCAAACGUGAAGCACGGAAACCAAAUCUGUCCCAUUUGCAGAGCAAAGUGGAAUGAAAUACCCUUGCAGAGUCCCAGUUUCAAGCUUCCAUCUGAUAGAGGACGAAUCACUCCAAUAGAUUGGGCACCCAAUAAUACUUCAAUGACUGUAAUUCGCCGCCUACCACCUCCACGUCGUCCCAAUUCCCAUGUCAUCCCACUGUUUCAUACCCCGGAGCCGGCCGUCUUCAACGACGAUGAAUCUCUAGAUUGUGAUUCGUCAAACAUGAAAUCAUCAGAUGCAUGUGAUUUUCGCAGGAAAAUAAAAAUCACCUCAUUCCCUGAAUUUAAAUCCGUGUCACGGUUGAUGUCGUACGACGAUUUCACAGUUCUCAUCCAUAUAAAAGCUCCUGUUUCCGUUUCCGUUUCCGGUCAAACUGAAAACGAAAAUCAAGUUAACUCUCCACAGAUUUCGCAAACGCCUCGGGCUGCUAUCGACCUUGUUACUGUACUUGACACCAGUGGUAGUAUGGCAGGGACCAAACUUGCAUUGCUAAAGCGAGCCAUGGGUUUCGUGAUUCAAAAUUUGGGGCCCAAUGACCGAUUGUCUGUGAUCGCUUUCUCUUCAACCGCCCGUCGCCUCUUCCCCCUCCGUCGGAUGUCUGACACCGGAAAACACCAAGCGUUGCAAGCUAUUAACUCUUUAGUGGCAAAUGGGGGGACGAACAUUGCAGAAGGGUUAAGAAAGGGCGCUAAAAUAAUGGAAGAUCGAAGGGAAAAGAAUCCGGUUGCCAGUAUAAUUCUUUUGUCCGAUGGACAGGACACUUACACUGUCCAUAGUUCAAUUAGAAACCAGCAAAAUCCAAAUUACCAUCUGCUCCUUCCUUUGUCAAUCCACAAAAACGGGAUUUCUGGAUGCAGGAUCCCGGUUCAUACAUUUGGGUUUGGUACGGAUCACGAUGCGUCAUCCAUGCACUCGGUUGCUGAGAUUUCCGGAGGUACCUUCUCUUUCAUCGAAACUGAAUCUGUUAUUCAAGAUGCAUUUGCACAGUGCAUUGGGGGACUUUUGAGUGUUGUGGUGAAGGACCUUCAAGUUUGUAUUGAUUGUCUCCACCCCACGCUCUCCUUAACCUCUUUAAGAUCCGGAAGUUACCCGAAUCGGGUGAUUGCUGACCGACGAACAGGUUUCAUCGACGUUGGAGAUUUGUAUGCCGACGAGGAGAGGGAUUUUCUUGUUUCGGUCAAUUUGCCAUCAGAUUCCUCUAGCAACGAAACAUCGUUGUUGGAAGUGAAAUGUGUUUACAACGAUCUGUUGACGAAAGAAAUGCAAACUACGGUGAGCGAAGAAGUUAGGGUUAAGAGAGAUGAAAUAGCCGGAAAGGAGGCCAUUUCAAUUGAAGUGGACCGGCAACGCAACCGGCUCCUGGCAGCGGAUGCAAUGGCGGAAGCGAGGGCCACAGCCGAACGGGGAGACCUUAGUGGGGCCGUGUCGGUCCUCGAGAGCUGCCGAAGGUUGUUGUCGGAAACUGUGUCGGCGAAAUCCGGCGAUCGGCUCUGUGUCGCAUUGGAUGCGGAGCUGAAGGAGGUGCAAGAGAGGAUGGUGAGUCGCCAAGUGUACGAGGUGUCAGGCAGGGCGUACGUUCUUUCAGGAAUGAGCUCUCACUCGUGGCAGCGGGCGACAGCACGGGGUGACUCCACAGAUGGCUCAAGCCUGGUUCGGUCUUAUCAAACCCCAUCGAUGACCCAAAUGCUCAGUCGCUCCCAAACUACAUUGGUGGCUAGCCCAGCGGCUCACAGGCUACCGAAACCAAGGUAAUGGUAUAUAGGGUUGCUAUGGAGAUCGAUUGCUCCUCAAGACAAGGGUAUAUGUUCUGAUGCUGUUGCAACUUCUGUAUCUUCAUUUUGGGGUGGGGAGAAAUUCAAAAGGUACUUAAGAGUUAGGGUUCUUUGCUGGCAGUUGUGCCUGUCUUAUUUAUAUUUGUAUAGAAAUAAACCCAGCAAAGGAAUUUGCUUAGAGGAACACAGGGCAGGGCUGAAAACUUCUUGUUUUGCUCCUUUUACUGUGUUGUUUUGCUGUUGGGGGUGAUGCACAUAAGAUAUGGUUUAGUCUCGGGCCUCUCGGCGAGGUUGGUAUAAGUUUGUAAUUGUGGUGAUGGUUUGGGGUAAACCCGUCCCCGUAACACAUCAGAAACCUGCAAUGUGAUUCUUUUGGCAUAGUUCUCCUGAUUCA
Molecule: messenger RNA, 2918 nt
Organism: Rhododendron vialii
Lineage: Eukaryota; Viridiplantae; Streptophyta; Magnoliopsida; Ericales; Ericaceae
Product: E3 ubiquitin-protein ligase WAV3-like
Exons: 2
Coding region: 411-2504 (697 amino acids)
Source: RefSeq, a predicted model, not a curated record